GUGGUUCCGCUGGGAGCAAAGGAGCCCAGCGGAGACGGAACACACACGCAACAGACACGGAAUACAGCGCGUCAGAGCGGAACGCAGCGUCGAGUUUAUCCCAGAAAAACAGCUCCUCCCCGGACAUAGACUCCUUCAGCCGCAACCAUGGAGCUCCGCGCACGGACCCUGCUCCUGGGUGAACUUUUAGCGGCGGCGCUGGUUCUGGGAGUCCGCGGAGACCUGUGCGAGCUGAACUUUUGUGCAAACGGAGGAACCUGUGUCACCUCUGGAUCUGGAUCUUCUGAGUUUUUUUGCAUCUGCCCUGAAGAAUUCACAGGAGACAACUGCACCGAGAGAGAGACAGGUCCGUGCAUUCCAAACCCAUGUCUGAACGACGGACAGUGUGAGGUGGUGUCAGAGAAACGAAGAGGAGAUGUAUUUAGCCAGUACUACUGUGUGUGUCCCCCCGAGACCACCGGGGGGCACUGCGAGACACGAGUCCCAGGAUCUCACCUACCCUCAACUCAAGAGAUAAACGAGUGCCAGGAGCAACCCUGUCAGAAUGGAGGAACCUGCUCAGACCUGAACGGAGACUUCUCCUGCACCUGUCCCUCCCCCUAUGUGGGCAAACGCUGCCACCUGCGCUGUAUCUCUCGCCUGGGUCUGGAGGGAGGAGGGAUCUCAGAGUCUCAUCUUCGGUCCUCAUCGGUCCGGUACACUCUGAUGGGUCUCCAGCGCUGGGGCCCAGAACUUGCCCGACUUAACCUCAAAGGACUUGUCAACGCCUGGAGCCCCGCCCCCCACGACCGUUACCCCUGGAUACAGGUGGAUUUGACCCGGAUCAUGCGAGUCUCUGGUCUGGUCUCUCAGGGGGCAGGGCGUCUGGGAUACUCUGAGUUUGUGAAGGCCUUUAAAGUGUCCUACAGCCUCAAUGGAACUGACUUUACCUACUACCAGAGAGAUGGGAGAGACGUGGUGUUCUCAGGUAACAUGGAUAAAGACUCUCCAAAGACCUCUCUGUUAGAUCCUCCUCUUUUGACUCAGUUCAUUCGGAUCGUUCCUGUGGUCUGCCGCCGCGCUUGCACCCUGCGCCUGGAGAUCAUCGGCUGUGAGCUCAAUGGUUGCUCGGAGCCAUUGGGGAUGCGUUCUCGUCUGAUCUCGGACUCUCAGGUCUCUGCCUCAUCCUCCUUCAGGACCUGGGGUCUGGACUCAUUCACCUGGAGACCAGAGUACGCCCGACUGGACAAACAGGGAAAAACCAAUGCCUGGACCGCCGCCGUGAGCGAUCAGAACCAGUGGAUACAGGUGGACUUGGGCUCACCAAAGAGGCUCACUGGAAUCAUCACUCAAGGCGCCAAAGACUUCGGCCACAUCCAGUUUGUGACAGCGUUUAAAGUGUCCUACAGCAACAAUGGACGAGACUGGAGCACUGUGAAGGACCAGAGGGGCCAGGACAAGGUCUUUGCUGGUAACUCUGAUAAUAACGUUCAUAAAACAAACGUGUUUGAGCCUCCUUUGUUCAGUCGUUUUGUUCGUGUGGAGCCGUGGGCCUGGCACGGCCGCAUCACUCUGCGCCUGGAGCUCCUCGGCUGCAGCCAGUGACUCCUGCUCUGAAAUACUGCAAAGAUUACUAACUAAAUACAUAUACAGAACAUGAACAAAACAUGAACAGAACACUGACAGAACAUGAACAGAACACAUACAACGGGUUUAAGUACUUUCAAAGUGUUCAGGGCUGUACAAAAGACAAAAUUUCCAAUCUCCUUUAUGUAUAAAUACAAGUCCAGCUGAUUCUGACUGGGUUUAGCCCUGGUUUGGCCCUGGUUUAGGCCUAGUUUAGUCCUGGUUUAGUCCAGAUCUUCUUCUGAAGCCAUUUUCAUAUGAUGUAUAAUUAAUGUGUUAAAGUGUGUCCCAUAUUUUAGAUUUUUUUAAUUCAGAUUUGUUGAUUUCACUGAUCCAGCCUUUUCAGAUCUGAUACUAGAUUGAUACUGUUGAUACCGAGACACACCGAUACGAUACACACCAAUACCAGAACAGAGCCGUAAAGUGGCUCUUAUUCCCUUAAAACACAGUUCAUUAUUAUAAUAAUUAGAGAGCCAGUAGUGUUUUCAUAUUGAACCUUUUCUUAAUCCAAAGCCGUUCCGACUCUUUGGACCAAACUUGGCCCGUAAAGUCUCAUUUCAUCCAAUUAACAAGGAACCGAUACCUGAUCCAGCUCAUUUUACAGUAUUUGUGUAUCGUAUCGGUGCGUCCAUGAUGAGUUUUAUUCUUCGAUCAAUUCUCGAUGUCCUCAUGUUAAGCGCAGGUCACUCCUUUUGCCCAGAGACUGUUCAACUGUUUUUCUGUGAAGCUUUGAUUUGCACAUGGUUCAUGUUUUUGUGGUUCCAAAGUUUUAUAUAUAAAGAGUUUGUUUAUAAAAGGGGAGGGGCUAAAUAUGAGGGAGGGGCUUAAAGUAUUAUGGGUGGGGCUUAAGUAUUAUGGGUGGGGCUUAAGUAUUAUGGGUGGGGCUAAAGUAUUAUGGGCGUGGCUAAAGUAUUAUGGGACGCUGCAAUAAAAGUGUGAAAUCCAAAUAUUCCGUGUUUGUUUUGUAUUAAAAUAAAACAUUUAAAGCUUAAA
Molecule: messenger RNA, 2598 nt
Organism: Periophthalmus magnuspinnatus
Lineage: Eukaryota; Metazoa; Chordata; Actinopteri; Gobiiformes; Gobiidae
Product: lactadherin-like
Exons: 11
Coding region: 148-1584 (478 amino acids)
Molecular function (GO): calcium ion binding
Source: RefSeq, a predicted model, not a curated record